CUCAGGUAGCUGAGGCUGACCUAAGGCUAAUUUGUAAUCUUGAACUCCCGCCCCUCCUAAGGAGUUCCAGGGUGUAGCAGGUACUGCUGGCCUCUGGGUUUUCCUGGUGAAGGCUUGAGGUCCGUUCAGCUCUGGGGCAGUGAUUGCCACAGAGGGCCGGUCUAAUACGUUCUUAAGCUCUAUCUGUCUGCCAGGUGUGCUGGGUUUGUUCAGGUUUGGGUUUAUUUAGGCUAGCCGGGGAGAGGGCGGUCGAGGGCGAAGGUGCCCAGCCAAGCUAUCUCUAGGCCUGGAGUUUCAGAUCUAGAAAGUCAAGUGGGGUGGAGGAAGCCCCCCCCAGAGGAGGCGCAGAUGAACCAUAUGAGCAUUACCCGGUCGAGGAGCAGAAAGCAGGACCGAAUCCUGUCUCCCUGGGGAUUUCUGCGUAUCCCGUUCGUUCUGGUUUCCCAGGCUAUCCCAAGUGCAUUCAAUCCUAAAGUCCCUGCCCAUCAAGUUUCUCAGUUGCAAGUUGGUGGGGUUUAAAGGCGGCUGCGCCAUAGAGCACUCCCAUGGUGCCGCGCGCUGGGCGGGUUUGUAUUUUAAAUCCCCGCGGCCAAUCAGCAACGCGCAGGCCCUUGUAACGUUCCCAGCGCUGCGUUUGAAUUCGGGGAGGAGCGGAGCAGGGCAAGAUCCUCUGCACCGGCCGGGCCAGGUCCGCGGAGAAAAUCUAGGAGCAUGAAUGCAGCGGCCAAAGCUGGAAAGCUGGCUCGAGCACCAGCCGACCUCGGGAAAGCUGGAGUCCCGGGGGAUGCAGCUCCCGGUGCUCCAGUGGCCGCCCCGCUGUCGAAGGAGAUUCCGGAGAUCUUAGUGGACCCACGCAGCCGGCGCCAGUAUGUACGGGGCCGCUUUCUGGGUAAAGGAGGUUUUGCCAAAUGCUUCGAGAUCUCAGACGCAGACACAAAGGAGGUGUUCGCAGGCAAGAUCGUGCCUAAGUCGUUGCUUCUCAAGCCCCACCAGAAGGAGAAGAUGUCUAUGGAGAUUUCAAUUCACCGCAGCCUUGCACACCAACACGUCGUAGGCUUCCAUGGCUUUUUCGAAGACAGCGACUUUGUGUUUGUGGUUUUGGAGCUCUGUCGCAGGAGGUCCCUCCUGGAGCUGCACAAGAGGAGGAAAGCGCUGACGGAACCCGAGGCGCGCUACUAUCUGCGGCAGAUAGUUCUGGGCUGCCAGUACCUGCACCGCAAUCAGGUCAUUCACAGGGACCUCAAGCUGGGCAACCUUUUCCUGAACGAGGAUCUGGAGGUGAAAAUAGGGGAUUUUGGGCUGGCAACCAAAGUGGAAUAUGAAGGGGAACGAAAGAAGACCUUAUGCGGCACUCCCAACUACAUAGCUCCCGAGGUGCUGAGCAAGAAGGGACACAGUUUUGAGGUGGAUGUGUGGUCCAUCGGGUGCAUCAUGUAUACCUUGCUAGUGGGCAAGCCACCUUUUGAGACUUCAUGCCUAAAAGAGACCUACCUCCGGAUCAAGAAAAACGAAUACAGUAUCCCCAAGCACAUCAAUCCCGUGGCCACCGCCCUCAUCCAGAAGAUGCUUCAGACAGACCCCACUGCUCGCCCCACCAUUCAUGAGUUGCUUGAUGACGAGUUCUUCACUUCUGGCUAUAUCCCCGCCCGUCUCCCCAUCACCUGCCUCACCAUCCCACCCAGGUUCUCCAUAGCUCCCAGCAGCCUGGACCCCAACAGCAGGAAGCCUCUCACCGUCCUCAAUAAAGGUGUAGAGAACCCCUUGCCUGACCGUUCCCGGGAAAAGGAAGAACCAGUGGUUCGUGAGGCAAGUGAGGCCAUCGAGUGCCACCUUAGUGACCUGCUGCAGCAGCUGAUCAGUGUCAAUGCUUCCAAGCCCUCGGAGCGAGGGCUGGUGCGGCAAGAGGAGGCUGAGGAUCCUGCGUGCAUCCCCAUCUUCUGGGUCAGCAAGUGGGUAGACUAUUCGGACAAGUAUGGACUUGGGUACCAGCUGUGUGACAACAGUGUGGGGGUGCUCUUCAAUGACUCGACCCGCCUCAUCCUCUACAACGACGGUGACAGCCUACAGUACAUAGAACGCGAUGGUACAGAGUCCUACCUCACCGUUAGCUCUCACCCGAACUCCUUGAUGAAGAAGAUCACUCUCCUCAAGUAUUUCCGGAAUUACAUGAGUGAACACCUGCUGAAGGCAGGGGCGAACAUCACGCCUCGAGAAGGAGAUGAGCUGGCUCGGUUGCCCUACCUGCGGGCAUGGUUCCGCACACGCAGCGCCAUCGUCCUGCACCUCAGCAACGGCACCGUGCAGAUUAAUUUCUUCCAGGACCACACCAAGCUUAUCCUGUGCCCCUUGAUGGCAGCAGUGACCUACAUCGAUGAGAAGAGGGACUUCCGCACAUACCGCCUGAGCCUCCUGGAGGAAUAUGGCUGCUGCAAGGAGCUGGCUAGCCGGCUGCGCUAUGCCCGCACCAUGGUAGACAAGCUGUUGAGCUCACGUUCUGCCUGCAACCGCCUCAAGGCCUCCUCAUAAGCCUCUGUCCCUCGGACUGGUUCCCCUUCACUCUACAAGUUCUGUUUGGGCCUACACUGCUAGGCUCCUGGGGCUGCUGUUCAGUGCCCCUGGCCCUGGGGGCUGGGUGGGGAGCAGUGCCCCCCUUGAAGGGGUUGCUGUGUAAGUUAUUUUUGUACAUGUUUGGGUAUGGGUUUACAACCUCUUCCCCUGCCCUCAGCCCUCUGUAUCAAUUGUAUAGAUAUUUUUAUUGAAUUUGGGACUGUCCUUUUCUUAGCUUUAUAUACAUUAAAUAUAUGUACAUCA
Messenger RNA from Arvicola amphibius (Eurasian water vole), 2811 nucleotides. RefSeq names its product polo like kinase 1 (gene Plk1). Gene Ontology annotation, molecular function: ATP binding; protein serine/threonine kinase activity; protein binding. Gene Ontology annotation, cellular component: nucleus; spindle pole; centrosome. Lineage: Eukaryota; Metazoa; Chordata; Mammalia; Rodentia; Cricetidae. The transcript has 10 exons. The coding region runs from base 712 to 2526 and encodes 604 amino acids. Gene Ontology annotation, biological process: mitotic cell cycle; protein phosphorylation; regulation of cytokinesis. The record is from RefSeq and is a predicted model, not a curated record.